UAUGUAGCAGAAAUGUGAAAAGGUAGGAUGCCUUUAGAGUGCAGAACCUGAAGGGUUGGGGUGGGGAAGCUUAUUGAGAUUGUUAUGUCACCUCACGUAUCACCCUGGGUGGAGUCAAGAGAAAAGUUACUUUCAUUUUUGAAUACCUGGCUUUGUGGGUACGAAGCGGACGUUCGCUUGUCCCAGCUGUCAGUCUGUUGUGCCGGAGAAAUAUAAUCCUUACAUAUUACAUUGGACUAGGAAGUCUUCAAGAUAUUUAUGUGGCUGUGCUGUGUUUUAUUACACGUGAACAGAUCCGUAGAUGUCUUAGAAAAUCGAGCAGUGGGUGGGAUAUGACUAAGAUUUUCCCCGAGGUAACUUGACGACUUCCUGGUUGUGGUUAGAUGACCAUUUGAUGCGUUGGCUUUUAUGUUCGCCGGGUAGACAGCUACCCGAAUAGCUCACAGCUGCCUUGUGGUCACAUAAGUUAGCCUAUGGCUACUGGCUCAUGGGAAUCAAAGCCUCCCUUACCAUGGUCACCACCGAACCAUCUACGGCCACUGAACAACAGCACAGGAGAGUCAAGCGUGUCGUCAGGGUCCACUGUGUCUAGUGGUUGCACUGAAAAUGAUCACUUACCAUGGUCACAUCAUUAUCAUCUGAAGCCACUCAACGGAAGCACAGGGGAGAUAAGUCUGUCUUCUGGUUCUUCUAACGGCUCAGGACUCUAUAGUAACCCCAGUUUUAGCAUAAACUUCAAUGGGUCAAGUCCGCCGAGUUCCGAUCCUUGUCGGAAAAUCCCGGACAGGACAGACCGCGAUGUACGUGUUAGAGAGACUGGUGCUGCGCAAACAGAGAAUGAAGGACCAUCAAACCCACACAGACAAGAUUUUCUCCAACCGACGAAGGUUCAACAUCAAAGUGGACGGUCCACUGCUUUAGAAACUCCAUGGCUAGGAAACGAAAGGCGUGGGGAAGAUGUACAGAUUGGUCGUGAUGUAGAGACAUUGAAAAAAACUACUUUUCCGAAGCCACAUUGGGUUAUUGGCAUAGUAAUAGUACUUUUGAUGGUGGCUGCAAUUGUAGGUGCAAUCGUGUACAUCGAACUGCAGAAAGCUUCAGAUCUCGGAAAGAUAUACCAGACCACAGGUCUCGUUUCAGUGUCUGUGGAUGAUACAUUUAAAGCAUCCAUGGCUGAUAAUUCUUCUGAAGAGUUCAGUGCUUUCAGUAAAAAGUUCUGCGAUAGCGCUGGUACCAUCCUAGGGGAGAGUGACAGUGUGGAUGUUGUAGCCUGUACAGUACAUUCUCUAAGCAAAGGUAGCAUCGUGACAACAUUCACUUUGGAACUGCAAACCACUUUUAAUACGAGCAGUGACUGGCUCAAGGACUUUUUGCAAAAUUCUGGAGCCCAGGAUGAUGGAUUCACUUACUGGUUCAAUCUUCGAAUAAAUAGGUUUUCGAUAAGCAUUGCCUCCAUAAAGUCCAAAUUAUCAGAUUCUACAGUUCUUGGUCCCUACACUUCAAAAGUGGAUUGCACCCAAUCAUUUCUGCCUUUGCCUUACACCUACCCAAAUUAUUGUGGAGAAUAUCAGGCUUGCACUUCCACGGGAAUAAAGUACCUUCGAUGUCCUGAGGACACUGAGUUUUCUUACGAUCCUUCAAGGAAAACAGACAACACAGUGUGCGAGAGACGGUCAGAAAACACGUACUGUGGUCAGCGCAGAAGAGAGGAUGUAGCAACAACGAUGACGACCGCGAGAAGGCGACAGAUACGACGACGACAACCGAAGUGACAGAUACGGUGAAAGCUAACGGAAUGACAGAUGCAACAACUACGGAAUCGAAUCUUUGGAGCAACACGACCACUAUGAACUUAUCACUGAUCGUGUCAGUCAAUACAACGGUUGCCCAGUCCACAUCUCUGCCAUGUUCAACGAUCUUAGCAAACAAAAAUCUUUCCGAGUUAUUUCAUUGUCCACCAUCAGGGUACGUGUUCAUCCCACGACCUGACACUUACCCUGACCACUGCAACAGUUACGUGUGGUGCGUUGACGGGAGGCAUACAACAGUAGCAACAUCGGGUGCGGCGCCGGUGCACAUUACACCACAAUGGAGGACGGCCCUUGCUACCCGGCGGGGCACCCAAACACAUUCUGUCAGGUGAUGUACAGAUGCCGAGAUCUUCUGACACAGAUUAAAGGUUACACGACAUCUUCUAGAACAUUUACAGGUUUAUAAAGGUCUUUUCACAUAGAGUGGAGUGAGUGCAUCAGACUUCUGAGGGCGUGUUAAUAUCAUUUAAGACAAUACACUGGAAAUAGUUGAUAUCAUGUGUACUACUACAGCUUGAUGAGAAGUAAACCAGAAUUAAGUGUGAAAGUACUUGAACAAAUUGUCAAUGGGUUUAAUCGAACAUCUCUAGGACACCACAAAGUCUGCCAUGAAAGGGAGGCACAGGUCCAAUGUGCUGUCAACAUUUAAGAGUGAAUCAAGAACUGUAGAUGAUACACAAGAAGACCUAAGUACUGAUGUAAUGCUAAAAACAGAAAUGUCAAUUAGCUUUGACACAAGAAAAAACAUUCCUUACAAGUUUUUGUGCAGCCUGAGACCAUCUCUGAUCAGGAACUGCAUCACAAAUAAUUGAUCAUGCUGCAAGCAGCUGGAAUCAUGAGAAUGUUGUGAAAUUUAAGUUAAACUUUCAAGAUGCUUCUUGUUUAAAUAAAACUGAGCUCAAACAUUGAAAAAAUGAUCAGGCUACACAGUCUCAGCAUUCAACUGUAAGCUUGAGAAUGUUGUUAUGAAUGUUGUUGAGUACAACUCUCAAGAG
Molecule: messenger RNA, 2806 nt
Organism: Pomacea canaliculata
Lineage: Eukaryota; Metazoa; Mollusca; Gastropoda; Architaenioglossa; Ampullariidae
Exons: 13
Coding region: 474-1772 (432 amino acids)
Cellular component (GO): extracellular region
Molecular function (GO): chitin binding
Source: RefSeq, a predicted model, not a curated record